Molecule: messenger RNA, 2598 nt
Organism: Thamnophis elegans (Western terrestrial garter snake)
Lineage: Eukaryota; Metazoa; Chordata; Lepidosauria; Squamata; Natricidae
Product: leukotriene B4 receptor 2-like
Exons: 2
Coding region: 231-1370 (379 amino acids)
Biological process (GO): phospholipase C-activating G protein-coupled receptor signaling pathway; complement receptor mediated signaling pathway; inflammatory response
Cellular component (GO): plasma membrane
Molecular function (GO): leukotriene receptor activity; complement receptor activity
Source: RefSeq, a predicted model, not a curated record
GAAUCCAAGGAGUGUGAGUUCAUGCCUGCAGGCUGAGCCAGCCUCCCUGACACUCCCCUGCUCUUCCAUUACUCAAUCUCAUUCCAGCUAGUCUAGUCUAGACAAGCAAAGGAAGAGCACUAAGGGAAGCAAACUUUUGCAAUGAAAAAGGAUUGGUUAGGAAGGCAUUAAUCCAGCGAAGGCAGGAGACACUGGCCCGUCUGUGAGCUGAAGUGUAUGGCUAUCCCUCCAUGGCGCCCCCACUCCAUUUGCUGAAUGCAACCAUCAAUGAUUGCCUAUUCACAUCAGGAAACAGCACCCUCGUGAGCUCCGCCACCUCCAGCAUCGCUGGCAUUGUGUUUCUCCUCCUGGCUGCCCUGAUCGGGCUACCUGGAAACUUAUUUGUGAUUUGGAGCAUCCUAUGGAAAAUGAAGCCAAGCCAUCGCUCAGUCACCUGCCUUCUGGUCCUAAACUUGGCAGUGGCAGAUGGAAUAGUUCUUCUCCUGACACCCUUCUUUGUCCUCUUCCUUAUCUUCAAGACCUGGGUGUUUGGCUUGGCCAUUUGCAAAGGGGUGUACUACCUGUGUUGCAUCAACAUGUUCGCUAGCAUCUUCAUCAUCACCCUCAUGAGCGCAGAUCGCUGCUUGGCAGUCAACCAGCCCUAUUAUUCCCAAGCCAUACGGAAGAAGAACCUGGUGGUCAAAAUCUUGGUAGGGAUAUGGGUGGGGGCCAUUUUGUUGUCUCUGCCAGCUUUCUUCUUCCGCCAAGUCUUGCAGGAACCCUCACGAAAACUUCUCAUUUGUGAGCCUUGUCACUCCAGGAAGAGCCUGACCAUCUUCCACUUCACCCUGGAGUCAAUGGUGGCCUUUGUGAUUCCAUUCACCAUUAUUGUUGGCUGCUAUUCCGCCAUUCUUGUUCGCCUCAGGGGCGUACGGAAGAGAAAAGGGGCUCGGACUGAGAAACUGAUCGUGGCCAUUGUGAUCUGUUUUGCUGUCCUAUGGAUACCCUACCACAUCAUCAACAUGAUCCAGGUGGCUUCCAAUCUAACCUCAGGGAAAAUGGCAGACCGACUGGGACAGGCCUGGAAGAAUGGGCGAGCAGGAGCCACAGCCUUAGCCUUCUUGAGUAGCAGUAUUAACCCGGUGCUCUAUGUCUUUGCCGCUGGGAAUCUCAUUAAGACUUCGGGUGCCAAUUUCAUUGCUCAGUUCUUCGAGGGGGCAUCUGAGGGGCUUGGUCACAGGUCUCAGUCUCAGAAAAACUUGGACAAAGACUUAAUACCAGCAGCUGGGGCAUCCAUGAACCUGGACCAGCAGUUAUUGGGAAACUGUGAUAGGGUCGACAAGGACAGAGAGUGUAGGCUGAAAGAUGGCACAACACAUAACAUUUCCUAGACUGAGUCACUACACAAGAAAUUCCAAAACUGCCUUAGGCAGGACCAGUUCCUCCAGCAUAUGACUGUCAACACUCAUUGGGUAGUUCUUCAAUAUUUCACACAGAGGCUUUACGAAGUCAAGAAUUGAAGCUGGGGUCAUUUGCCUGCGAAAUAUGGAUUGCAGUUCUGCUACUUGCCUGCUCUCCGUGCAAAACCCAGAUUCAGAGAAAAGCAUCAGUAACAUUUCUACACUACAUGACAUAUGCAACUAUUUUUCCCCCUCUCUUCCACCUUUCCCCUUUGCACCAAGGUUAACGGCAGUGUUGUUUAUUUCGUUGCUAACUUGCUUUUUCAUUGUCUCUUCUUGCCAUUCCAUUUGAAGAAAUGCAAUACAUUGAUUUCAGAAGUGUUUGUGUGUGUUUGUGUGUUUUUAAUUUUCAUAGCUAGGCUUUAGGCUCAGUGGUGGGAUCUUACCAGUUUAACAACCGUUUCGGUGAUCGCACACUUUGCAUGCACGCGCAUAGUUUUGAGAAACAGUACCUUCCGCUUUACUUCUGGGGAGGAAAACAGCUGAGGCGCAGAAUCCUGCUCUGCCACGCAGCUCAGCUAAAAAUAUAUAGGUGAGUUAAGCGCAGGGGCAGGUGAGCAGGCCCACUUCAUUGUCGGAGUGAACAGGCUUGCUCCCAGCUGAUGGUCGGAGCUACCUGUUCACCUGAUAGAAACCCACCCCUGUUUAGACUUGACUCUUAUGAAAAAAGCAAAGACCUGUGGUUGAUUUUGUGCAUGUACAGGAUGUUUAUCUGUUAAUAAAUAAAUUGUUCAUGAAUGGUUGGAUGCCAGUAGCCUCCCUCCCUCUCUCCCUCUCCCCCCCUCUCUCCUUAGAAAUUGCAUACAGGUUUUUUUGCAGGGAAUAUUUGGAUGAGAAAAAAACUACUAUAAUUCUCAAAUAUCUUAAAAUUAAGUGCAAAGUGAAAAAGGGGAAAAAAGAUUGACGGAAGCUAGUUGAAUAAACUGAUACACACAAGCAUAUAAACAUGAACUUGAGUGUAUGGGCUGAUGAUUUAAAAAAAAAAAACAUACUAGGUUUUUUUCACCAUGGAAUAUUUGCAAUUAGUCUUCUGAUAAGCUAAAAGGAAUCAGGAGAAUUUUUGCAGUAAAUUCUUUCACUAUCUGCUUGCAGGCGUAAUUCCUCCAACAUAAGAUAUUUUCUAAAAGCAGAGAAAGGAAUUUGGUCUUUUUUAAGAUAA